GAAGAAGAAGAAAAGAAGGGAACAUCCUCUGACGAAACCAAGAAGGACGAAAGUUCCUCUGACAGUUCUUCCUCAUCUGAAUCCUCCUCUGAAUCUGACUCCGAAUCCUCUUCUGAUGAAGAGGAAGAAAAGAAGGAAGAAUCAUCUCAAGAAACCAAGAAGGAUGAAAGCUCCUCUGACAGUUCUUCCGACAGUUCUUCUGACAGCUCUUCCGAAUCCGAAUCCGAAUCCUCUGACGAGGAAGACGAAGAUACCAAGAUGGAAGAAGCUGAAGAAAAGGGUCAAAAGAGAAAGGCCGAAAGUGAAAGUGAAGCAGCUCCUGCUUCAAAGGCAGCCAAGACAGACGAAAAAUACACCAUUUUUGUCGGUGGUUUGAAAUACGAAGCAACCGAAGAAGAUAUUAAAAAGCAUUUUGAAUCCUGUGGUGAAAUUGUUGAAGUCAGAUUAAGAAUGGAUAAUAAUGCUACUAAUAAGAAUAAGGGCUUCUGUCAUAUCGAUUUUGCUACUAAGGAAGGUAAGGAAGCCGCUUUGAAGUUGUCCGAAACCGAAUUUAUGGGCCGUUCUAUUCGUUGUGAUAGUGCUGAUGGUAAUGACCGUCGUCGUAAUAAGGAUGAAAAUUACAGUCCACGUUCUAAUAAGGUUUUUGUUGCCAACUUGAAUCAUGAUUAUGAUGAAGAAGCUCAUCGUAAUGCACUUAAGGAACACUUUGAAAAGUUUGGUACUAUUGUUGGUGAUAUCAGAUUACCAUAUAAUAGAGAGACAGGUGCAUUAAAGGGUAUUGCUUAUGUAUCAUUUGAAACACCUGAACAAGCUGAAGCCGCUGUAAAGGGUAUGAAUGGUGUUGAAGUCAAUGGUCGCCCUCUUCGUACCGACUUUUCAGAUAGUAAUGAUCGUGAACGUGUUGCUCGUAACAAGAGCGGCCGUGGUGGUCGUGGUGGAUUCCGUGGUGGAUUCCGUGGCAGUCGUGGCGGUCGUGGCGGUCGUGGUGGAUUCCGUGGUGCUAACAAAGCUUAAAAUUAUUUAAGUCUGUUAUUUUCCUGUUAUUUUCAUUUUUUUUUAUCCUUUAUUCCAUGUACACAAGCACAAUUUAUCAUUUUUUUUUCUUUCAUAUUUAGAGUAUAUGUAUAAUAUCAAUAAAAUAAUCGUAUGUUUAUUG
Molecule: messenger RNA, 1156 nt
Organism: Cokeromyces recurvatus
Lineage: Eukaryota; Fungi; Mucoromycota; Mucoromycetes; Mucorales; Mucoraceae
Exons: 2
Coding region: 259-1014 (251 amino acids)
Molecular function (GO): RNA binding
Source: RefSeq, a predicted model, not a curated record